Molecule: messenger RNA, 2157 nt
Organism: Emiliania huxleyi CCMP1516
Lineage: Eukaryota; Haptophyta; Isochrysidales; Noelaerhabdaceae
Gene: COG6
Product: component of oligomeric Golgi complex 6
Exons: 6
Coding region: 1-2157 (718 amino acids)
Biological process (GO): intra-Golgi vesicle-mediated transport
Cellular component (GO): COG complex
Source: RefSeq, a predicted model, not a curated record
AUGUCGGCCAACAGCGCCACCACGCGCAAACUGCGCGCAGCGACAGCAGCAUCACCAAUCUCUCCUGUGGUGCUCGAGGCGCUCGGCGCGCUCGCCGCCAUCGAUUCAUCCCUCGCCGCCGGCGCUCGGCGCGGCCUGCGGCCAGUGGUGGAGGGCCGCGCCCUCGCGCUCGACCGGCGGCUGCUAGGUGCGAGUGGUGAGCUGCGUGCGGAGCUGGAGGGCGCGGAGCGCGAGCUGGACGCGCUGUGCGAGGCGAGCGGCACCGCCGUCGCACGGCUGCAGACGACGCGCGCCGCGACCGAAGUGCUCCUCUCGCAGACGUCGCAGCUGCAGGAGCAGGUGUCGCAGGCCAAGAAGCAGGAGCGGCUGGCGGGCGCGCUCGCCGAGGCGCUGCAGCUGUCGGCGGAGGACGAGGCGACGCUCAACGCGCCGCAGGACGCGCCCCUCUCCCUCGACGCGCUGCUGGGCGCGCUCGACCGCGUAGCUUCUGUCGGCGAGCGGGCGAGGCACCUCGAGGGAGGGGCACUCGCACAGCUCGGGCGCCAGGCGAGCGCGCGGAUGGACGCCUACGAGGAGCGGGGCUACGCCUCCCUCUUCCGCUGGCUCGCCGCAGAGGUCCCUCGCUUGCCGCCGCACGCCGCGCAGAGGCAGGCUGCCGCGCCCGCCAUCGCGCGGCUGCGGCGGGGCGUCGAUCGGCUGCGGCGCAAGCCGGCGCUGCUGCGUGCGUGUGUCGUCGAAGCGGCGGCCGCGCGCGCCGACGCGCACGUGUCGGCCUUCUCGCGCUCCCUCGUCGCUCCGGCGGCGGCGACGCGCGGCGGCGGCGGCGGCGCGGCGGCGGCGGCUGCGCUCGGCAGCGUGCUGUCCGAUUUGGCUGCGGCGAUGGAGGAAGAGAGGCGGCUGGCGGUCGCCUCCGCCUUCGAGCGCCUCGCGCCGCUGCUCACCGCGCACGUCGACGCGCUCACCGCGGAGAGCGGCGCGACGCCGCUGCCCUCCCUGCUCCGCCUCGCCGUCCACCUCCACCUCUCUGUCCCCGCCCUCCGCGCCGCUGCCGGACCCUCGCCGCCGCCGCCACCGCCGGCGCCGCCCGCCGCCGCCGCCGCCGCCGCCGCCGCCGCCGCCGCCGCCGCCGCCGCCGCAGAGAGUGCAGAGGGCGGCGGAGGCGGAGGCGGAGGCGGAGGCGGAGGCGGCGAAGAGGGCGACGGGGCUGCGCCGCCUCCGAUCGGGCUGGGUGAGGCGCUGUCGCGCUGCGCCAUGCUGACGGCACGGAGGUAUGAGGCGGCGCUGGCGGCGGAGGUGACGCCGCUACUGGGUGGCGCCGGCGCCAGUGGGGACGUUGCGGGGUGGGAGGGCGUGGUGGCGGCGACGCUGCACGCCUUCAUCGAGCCGCCGCUGCGGCUGCUCGGCGAACUCGCGGCGAGCGGCGCGGGGGGCGGCGGCGGCGGCGGAGGAGGAGGCGCAGGCGGCGGGGGAGGCGGCGGGGGAGGAGGAGGUAGCGGUGGCCUCGCUGCGACGCUGAGCCACGUCUUGCGGGGCGAGGCAACCGGCGGCGGCGGCGGCGGCGGGCCGCUCCGGCCGGAGGAGCGCGCCAUGUUUCUGCUCAACUGCGCCGAGGCGACGCGCGGCGUGCUCAGCGCGCACGCUGUCGCCGCGUCGGCAUGCGCCGAGCUGGACGCGCACACGGAGCAGCUGCUGGCUGCUCUCGUGCGCGCGACGGCAGACACUUUCUUCGAGGAGUGCGGCCUCGCGCCCAAGCUGGACGCGCUGCGCACCGCCGCCGCGCAGCCGCAGCUGCAGCUCUGCUCGAUGGUCGGGCUUGAGUCGCUCGCGCUCUCGUCGGCGACCCGCUCCUUCGGCUCGCCACCCUCAAUCGUCUCUUCACACACAUCGUCCCAUGAGCAGGCGAUGCGCUCCUUCUACUCACUCCUCUUCACGCGCGGCGGCGGCGAGCUGCUGCCGCACGCUCACCGGCUCGCCACGCCGCGCCUCCGCGCCGCCGCGUCGCGCCGCGCCGCGCAGAUGCUGGCGGCGACGCACAGGCGCAUGCACCAGCUCAUCUCGCGGCCGGAGAGCGGCUACGCCGACGGCGGCAGCGCCAUACUGCUGCACACGCCCGAGGAGGUGGACAGUCUGCUCGACGUGCAGACGGGCAGCGGGUAG